UCCACACAACAGGCCAUGAAGCAGAAAGAACCACAGAUUCCCACACCACAAAAACAGUUCCUGCUAAGACAUCAUCAGUUGGAGCUACAACAACAGCCUUCCAUACAUCAGUCCAUGAUGCUGAAAGAACCACAGCUUCCCAAACAACAAAAACAGUCCCUGCUAAGACAUCAUCAGUUGGAGCUACAACAACAGCCUUCCAUACAUCAGGCCAUGAUGCUGAAGGAACCACAGCUUCCCACACAACAAAAUUAUUCUCUGUCAAGUCAUCACCUGUUGGGGCGACAACGACAGCUAUCCACACAUCAGCCAUCCAUACAUCAGGCUAUGAUGCUGAAAGAACCACAGCUUCCCACACAACAAAAUAAUUCUCUGUCAAGUCAUCACCUGUUGGGGCGACAACGACAGCUAUCCACACAACAGAUGCUGAAAGAACCACAGCUUCCCACACAACAAAAUUAUUUUCUGUCAAGUCAUCACCUGUUGGGGCUACAACGACAGCUAUCCACACAACAGGCCAUGAAGCAGAAAGAACCACAGAUUCCCACACCACAAAAACAGUUCCUGCUAAGACAUCAUCAAUUGGAGCUACAACAACAGCCUUCCGUACAUCAGUCCAUGAUGCUGAAAGAACCACAGCUUCCCAAACAACAAAAACAGUCCCUGCUAAGACAUCAUCAGUUGGAGCUACAACAACAGCCUUCCAUUCAUCAUGCCAUGAUGCUGAAAGAACCACAGCUUCCCACACAACAAAAUUAUUCUCUGUCAAGUCAUCACCUGUUGGAGUGACAACGACAGCUAUCCACACAACAGGCCAUGAUGCUGAAAGAACCACAGCUUCCCACACCACAAAAACAGUUCCUUCUAAGACAUCAUCAGUUGGAGCUACAACAACAGCCUUCCAUACAUCAGGCCAUGAUGCUGAAAGAACCACAGCUUCCCACACAACAAAAUUAUUUUCUGUCAAGUCAUCACCUGUUGGGGCUACAACGACAGCUAUCCACACAACAGGCCAUGAAGCAGAAAGAACCACAGCUUCCCACACCACAAAAACAGUUCCUGCUAAGACAUCAUCAGUUGGAGCUACAACA
This is a messenger RNA of Esox lucius (northern pike), 1091 nucleotides long. RefSeq lists its product as uncharacterized. The record is from RefSeq and is a predicted model, not a curated record. The coding region runs from base 16 to 789 and encodes 257 amino acids. NCBI's taxonomy places the organism in Eukaryota, Metazoa, Chordata, Actinopteri, Esociformes, Esocidae. The transcript has 3 exons.